Messenger RNA from Ceutorhynchus assimilis (cabbage seed weevil), 1207 nucleotides. The record is from the annotation of a GenBank genome assembly. NCBI's taxonomy places the organism in Eukaryota, Metazoa, Arthropoda, Insecta, Coleoptera, Curculionidae.
GGGACUUAUGCCAAGUUUCAAUAUUGAGAAGAAACAAAAAUUAUUUUUCAGUUUGAAUUUGAUUUUGUAACUGGUCAAACGCAAAUAGAUUUUUUUUUUCUAUAGUUUAUGUGCAAGAUGCGCGAACGUUGUGGUAACUCGAGCUUUGUCCUUGUCCGAAUAGAAUAGGUUUCGAAAAAAAAAAAAAAUAUUAAUUGAAUCUGUUGUUUAAUGCAAAAUUCGCGAUUAGAUUAUGUACUUUUUGACCAGUGAAGGUGAAGAGGUUAAUAAUGGGAAGUUUGUUUUGUUGCUGUGGUAAAAAAGAUAAGGAAAAUGAUGAGGAUAAUCGGUUUGAUGAGCAAAAUAAUAAACAGGAUCUGAUUAUCGAUCAACCUUUCAUAAGAAACAGCACAAUCGAAGAACUCAAACUAAAGCUAGAACAAAAAGAACUUUUAGUUCGACCACGUUCCAUUUCACCAAAUAAAAAUUCCCCAGGGGAACACACAGCAGAAGAUAUGAUUCCGGAAACCCGGACCCCGUCAUCUUUGUUAAGCGACGAUGGGCUGAUAGCUCCCAAAAAGCCUGCCAAUCCUGUACGAGAGGAUCCUGGCCGACAAAAUCUUCACAGAGAAUUGUUAUUUAAUCAAAAAAUAGGCAAAAAUGUCUUGAACCAAAAAUCCGAGCUGCAAAGGGCGUUGGAAAAACACAAAGACAACAUUGCCAAGAAACAGCUUGAACAUCACAUAGCAGACACAACUCCAGAGUUGGAAAAAGUUAUUGCGGAUAGGGCGAGGCGAUUGGAGAAUCCUGUCAAACAAGAGAAUGAAGAAGACAAAGUCAUAAACAAAGAAUUUCUUCAGGCAAGAAUGAAACUGAAAUCUACCAAUGAAUCCAAAUAGGUUUUCGAAUAAUUUUAGGAAGUCAAUUUCUAUUAAUUCAACCAACUAAAACAAUAGGAAACCAGAUCUUAAACAAAACAUUUAAUUCUUAGUAUUGAUGAAUUAUAAGAAUAAUAUUUGUUCGUGUAAUUAAUAAUUAUUAUAUUGUUUUUUAAUUUUUAAAUUUUGUUAAUGUGAUAAAAAUGGUAAGAAUGUGACAAAAUUGAAAAAAUAAUUUUAAAAAAAUGACUAGAAUAAUAAUUGUAUGUUGCCUAUUUUAUAAGUUUUAGGAUUUAAGGAGCGCCUCUAUUGAUUUGUAUAUGAUGAUUAUUGCUAAAAUAAAUAUUUUU